UUUCAGGACACUGACUUCAAGGAAUGGAAAAGGGUAAUUCGGGACAUAACCAAAUUUCUUAAAGUUGACACUGCUUUCAUGAGCAUGAGGCCUUUAAGAUACAGUAUUGUGUUGGAUCAUGAUCCAGAUAGUUUGCCACGUGUUUCCUUUAUCAAAAGAAAGCUAAAAUUGAGAGAUGCCUUACUUUGCAGCUAUCAUCCAAAUGAGGUUAAGUUCUCAGAGCUGACUAUUGACAAUUUCAGAAUGCUUCAAUGUUUGGAGUGGGAACCAAGUGGCUCUUUUUACCAAUCAAAUGGAAAUGGAAUCUCAAUCCCUUGGUCAAACAUUGGUCAAAGUGGGCCCCACCAAGGAUCCAUUCGUGUGAAUUAUUAUUCUCAAGAGAUUUCUGAUCCUACUUUGCCUCCAAAUCCACGUAAAGCAGUUUUGUAUUCUCCAUCAACCACUCACUUCAUAGCUGUUCUUGCUACUAUGUGUGAGGAGCUCCCUGCUGAUGGUGUUCUGUUGAUAUAUUUAUCUGCUUCAGGUGCAUCAAAUUAUGGUGCUGAUAACAUUCAGACUAAUAUGACUCAAUCAGAUGCUGUGUGUGAUGAUAGUCUUGGAGGCUUAAAUAUUGGCUCUCAUGGAAAUGGAGUGUUUAAUCUGAUUUAUCCUUGCGACUUGCUUCCAUUUACAAGAAAACCACUUUUCCUUAUUAUUGAUAGUGACAACAGUAAAGCUUUUCAGGGAAUAAACAAGGGAGAAAAAGGAGAACCAAUUGCAAUUCUCCUAUCUCCAACUUCUUCAUACCCGACACCACACAAUAAUACCAUAGACCCUCGCAUACCCAAUGGAAGCCAAUUCACAAGUUUUCUCACAUCCCCUUUGCAAUCUCUUAUCAUCCUACUUGGCAUUUCAGGCUCCGACAUCCAAAUGGAGAAUCUUAACAAGGCACAGAAUAUUCUUUCUUCGUGUUUGGAUAAGUGGGGAGAAAUGUUGGCGUCUUUAGACUCAAUUCAUCCCGUUUGGGCUCAAGUUUUGGAAGAUCCGUUCAUUAGGAGACUCCUUUUAAGGUUUAUAUUUUGUCGGGCAAUUCUUUCACUAUAUGCACCGAUUUCCGGUAAAAAAGAAUAUGUUCCGGAAUGUUCACCUCCCCUUCCAAAUGCUUUCUUGCCUACAACGCCUCUAUCUAUUGGAACCAUUUCACAAAUAGCCGAUAUUUUUGGUGCAACAACUAUGUUCAACAUCUAGCACUAUGCUAGAUCAUGAGGGUAUUUAUGUCUUUUCUACACACGAGACAUCGAGAGUGAGGUUGAGUAAGAGAAAGAAAAAAAAAUCCUUUUUGCAAUCCUGUUUGUCAAACACAGUACAAAUGCAUAACAAAUGGGCCCAGUGUUGGUUGGGCCACACUUUGUUGGGCCACACUUUGGGACUUAUUUUUUUGAGUAAUAGUUGUGAAAAGAUAAGAAAUACAUAGUUGUCAUUACUCAUUACUUUUAAAGAGGUGGUGUGUAGUAACUGUAAAGGUGUAGAUCUUAUAGUACAUUUUACACGACUCGAUUACGCGUGUGGUUUGAGUGAUAUUAUGUUAUUAUUGUUUCGGUUUGAUUUAAUGUAGGAAGAAUGACGUUAAUAUUCAUUAACUAUUAUUUAUAUGGACAUAUUUAGAGGG
Lactuca virosa is the source of this 1648-nucleotide messenger RNA. The record is from the annotation of a GenBank genome assembly. NCBI's taxonomy places the organism in Eukaryota, Viridiplantae, Streptophyta, Magnoliopsida, Asterales, Asteraceae.